Messenger RNA from Paramuricea clavata, 714 nucleotides. The record is from the annotation of a GenBank genome assembly. Lineage: Eukaryota; Metazoa; Cnidaria; Anthozoa; Malacalcyonacea; Plexauridae.
AUGGACAAUUUGACGGAGAGUGAGCGAGUGAAAUUAAUAGAAUUUCAGAAGCAGCUUGAUUUAGCAGAGACACAUAUACUUAUUUUUAUCGCCAUUUUUACCGUUCUGGGCAACACUAUGGUUUUGGUUGCUACUUGGAGAGAACGAAUUCUUCAUCAACCAAAUAAAUAUUUUAUUGCUUGCCUGGCUGUUGCUGAUCUUUUGGUUGGUAUGUUUGUAGUACCACUAAAGCUGUAUAAUUACAAUAUCGAGUCGAGAUCUGUUCAUCUAUGUCGUUUUAUAGUGUGGAUAGAUACCAUCGCGUUAAUAGCAUCUAUUUAUUCACUGACGUUCAUCAGCUUCGACCGAUAUGUUAAAAUCAGGAAGCCACUUCAGUAUAGAUCACAAAUGACAACUUCCAAAUCAUCGAAAAUCAUCUUUAUCAUUUGGUUCAUUUCAACAGCCUUUGCCACCUACGCCGCCACUCCCCAUUCAGGAAGCUGGGGAAUCUUGCUUACAAGAAGUAAUCUUUGCCCCUACGAUGAUACGAAAGAAAAAGGAUUCUAUACUUUUCUGGCAGUAAGUGCGCUUUUUCUACCCAGCGUAGUCAUACUGGUUAUGUACGCUCUAAUUUAUGUUGUUGUUCAUAAACGACAACAGAUGCUGCGAAAUGGCGAGCUGAGUCAAACUCGUAAUGAUCAAAACCAACGAAGUGCCUUUCUUCAAGAUCUGAAG